CCCCUUUUCUUGUUCUUCCCCAUGAGGAGUGGUAUUAUUGACAAAGUACUAGAAAAUAAAAUCAUACAAUAAAUUAAAAGAUGCAUUCUAAGUACAGAAUAGUAUUGUUUAAUUUUGAGUGUCGUGUUAUCGCAUUUUAAAUAUAGUGACUCAAUUGCAAAAAAAGACAAUGAACACGGCAAAUAGUACAGUGGCGCAAAAUUCAGAUAUAAUGCCUUCAAAUAGUGGUGUAGUACAUCAAAUGCCGACUGUAGAGGCCGAGAACAGAGCCGUUGGAUCUAAAGAAAAUGCACGGGAUACCACAGAAGAUUUACUGGACCUCAAACUAAAAGUAGAGUCGCGACUUUUGUCGAUGUGGAAUAACGUCAAGUUUGGCUGGACAGUAAAGAUGAAAACCAGCUUUUCGAAAGAGUCCCCUGUGUGGUUGUUAGGACGAUGCUACCACCGCAAGCUGAGCCCAACUGGGUCUUUGGAAUCAUCAACAGAGAUUGGCACAGAAGCAACAGCACAUCAACCUAUGGAACAAAUUUAUGGAGAAGGCAUAGAGGGAUUUAAGUCCGAUUUUAUCAGUAGAGUGUGGAUGACCUAUAGAAGAGAGUUUCCUAUAAUGUCAGGCUCUACAUUUACCACUGAUUGUGGGUGGGGAUGUAUGCUGCGUAGUGGACAGAUGUUGCUAGCUCAAGCCCUGGUCUGUCAUUUCCUGGGACGGUCAUGGAGGUGGACUCCUGAGAAGCCUAUACAAAAUGCACGCGAAUUCCAAGAAGACUGCUUACAUCGCAUGAUUAUAAAAUGGUUUGGAGACAAAUCCUCAGUAAAUAGCCCUCUUUCUAUUCAUCAAAUGGUGAGUUUAGGAGAAGCUUUAGGGAAAAAGCCUGGGGACUGGUAUGGUCCUGCUUCUGUGGCACAUUGCCUCAAAGCUGUGAUGUCAGCAGCCUCUAAAGAAAAUUAUGAAUUUGAUAAUUUGGAAGUAUAUGUUGCUCAAGACUCUACUGUAUAUAUCCAAGAUGUUUACUCUCUCUGCAGACUGCCACAAGAUUCCUGGAAGUCACUUAUUCUCUUAGUGCCUGUCAAGCUAGGGUCCGAUAAAUUUAAUCCUAUUUAUGGACCAUGUCUCACUUCUCUUCUCACUCUGGACUUUUGUAUUGGAAUAAUAGGAGGGAGGCCCAAACAUUCCCUGUACUUUGUUGGGUACCAGGAUGACAGACUGAUUCAUUUAGAUCCACAUUAUUGCCAGGAAAGUAUAGAUGUUUGGCAACCCAAUUUCUCAAUGCAAACUUUCCAUUGUCGAUCACCAAGGAAAAUGCCAAUAAUCAAAAUGGAUCCAUCAUGUUGUAUUGGCUUCUACCUUGCAACACAACAUGAUUUUGAAACAUUUGUAAAUAUUAUCAAAUCAUUCCUAGUCCCACGGGGGGUAUCCUCCAACAAUGAAUAUCCCAUAUUCUCAUUAAACUCAGGAUCUCGUAGUAGUGUUAUGGACCCACCAAACUUUAGAUACUCAAUACAUGAAACAGAAAAGAACUGGGUAACCCCAAAUAUACAUGACAGUGAUACAGACAUUGAAUCUGAGGAAUUUGUGUUGGUGUAACUGCAACUACCAGUUACCAAACAAUAUGUACCUAACUACUCUAUAAAUAAAAAAGUUUCUACUGAUUUAUGUAAUGCAAUCUGUGAACUUUUAUUCAUGCUAAGUAAUUUAUUAUUGCCCAAAGUUUUGUUAUACAAAUAAUAUAGUUAAAUUAUUGUUACAGGUAUAGAAUCAGGAUAUACCUACUCUUAAUGUGUACCUACAUUUAGUUUUAUUGAUAACAUAAUAAAUUAUUAAAGUCAUUAUAAUGGCUAA
This is a messenger RNA of Pectinophora gossypiella (pink bollworm), 1840 nucleotides long. RefSeq names its product cysteine protease ATG4D (gene Atg4b). The record is from RefSeq and is a predicted model, not a curated record. Bases 170 to 1585 code for a protein of 471 amino acids. Gene Ontology annotation, molecular function: protein-phosphatidylethanolamide deconjugating activity. Lineage: Eukaryota; Metazoa; Arthropoda; Insecta; Lepidoptera; Gelechiidae. The transcript has a single exon.